Molecule: messenger RNA, 662 nt
Organism: Octopus sinensis (East Asian common octopus)
Lineage: Eukaryota; Metazoa; Mollusca; Cephalopoda; Octopoda; Octopodidae
Exons: 3
Coding region: 54-512 (152 amino acids)
Source: RefSeq, a predicted model, not a curated record
AGGUUGGUACACAGUUUUCACAGUUGUGCUCUUCAUUUCAUUUAACAGCGAGAAUGGAUAUGCUUCAAAUUGCCUACGGUGUGCAGGUCGUCGGGUUCGUGGCUGAUGUUAUUGCCUUAGCUACAGUUGGCUGGUUGACGCAAUAUGAUAGAAAAAUAGGAUUAUUUAAGAUGUGCACAAGUCUCAGAUGUUAUGAUGUUACGUUCACUGGGAGACUGAAGACCAUGCAGGGUGCGGCCUGUCUUGGGUUCAUCCUGCUAUUAGUUGCUGUCAUUAUGGCAACUGUGUAUAUAUUCAAACAAAAUGUGAGAGCUAAUAAAAAAUAUCGAUGGGCAGUGGCAAUACUGGUGUUAUUAGGAGGUAUAUUUGCAUCUGUCGGUCCACUUUUUGGCUUCGGGGUUGCAGGCUAUUCUCCAAGCUAUUCGUUAUUCAUAGGUUUAUUGGCGGGAAUCCUGUCUAUAGUUGCUGGUAGUUUGCACAUAGUUGAUGUGAAAAGAACAGUCUUCGAAUGAGGAUAUUUCCAUUUCCAAGGUGUCAAACCAAGUACAACGUUUUUUUCCCGUUUAAUUUGCACUAUUAAAAAAAAAAAAAAAUUGUAAAGAAAAUUAAUAUUUUUCAAAUUUUUUUUUUGUGUUUCAAAAUAAACGAUUUCAUAAGUUUAU